GUCGUCUAUUUGUGGACAAACUACAACUACGACGAGCAAUUUUGGCAGUGCCCCGACUAUGAUUUCGCCCUCGACACCCUGGACGAAGCUUUGAGGCCGUUUUCCGGAGUGACGGUCAAACCAUUGUGGUAUAUCGAUUUGGAAAACGACUGUCUGGUACGUUCUGGUGUCUGCCUCUCUCGGUGGUUUACUCACGAUGGGCACAGGACAUGUGAUGUUUCGGAGGUCUCGACGUGCCACUGGUUGUGGGUACCAUUGAGACGUGCUCCAUACAUGUCGGUCCUGUCGAUGUGCUCGUACUCUCAUUAUGUUCCAGUAUAUGCUGUCAUCGUACUAUCCUUGAUAACAUGUUGCGCCCCUGCCCCCCGGGGCAUUUGUGUAGUUGACGCAAGCUUCCCCCCCGAUUCGUGA
Epithele typhae is the source of this 411-nucleotide messenger RNA. RefSeq lists its product as uncharacterized. The transcript has a single exon. The annotation marks the transcript as partial. NCBI's taxonomy places the organism in Eukaryota, Fungi, Basidiomycota, Agaricomycetes, Polyporales, Epitheliaceae. The record is from RefSeq and is a predicted model, not a curated record.